GUGGGAUACAAACGUCGUGUCCGUGGACGAGGAUAGCCGUCUUUUUACAAAAUAAUCACCGCCAAAUGAUGUGAUCAUCGCAGCCUCGGUAAUCGUGACUUUGACAUUGACCACCAUGUCGUUACCCCAGAAUACCCUUGACUUUUCGUUCAACUUGCCGAAACGACUCAGGCCGCCAAAUCUUACCUUUGCAAAUGAAAGAAAACCCGUUUCUUCGAUACAGAUCGAGGCCGACUCUCCCACCGAGCUCUCCGACGACGACGACGACGACAUUCUCAAACUCGACUCGGGCGAUUCUUCGCCUUCAACGUCUCCCAUGGCACCAAUGCUCAAUUUCUUUUCAUCAGAUGAGGAUGCCGCCUCUGACGACAUAAAUCAGGGAUUCGCGGCUCUCGAACAACUACGAAAGAGUGUACAGAAGAACCUCCGUCUGCGACCUAUUCGUUCGCAUGCUUCUCUCAACAGCGCCAAGAUGCGUUCUUCAUUCGGAUCCUUCUCGCCUCAGUCCGUGUGGGAGGAGGUCGCCAGUCCAGCAUCCAGUACGGCUUCGUCGUACUUUACACCAACAUCAGAUGCACGAGACUCACCGUCAAGUGCUCGCUGGGUUGGCUCGAGUGCCUCAGACUCGUCGUCUCUACCCCGUUCUCCGUCUCCGCAACAGCGUCAGAGUCGCUCUGUCGACCCCGGCUGCCUAUACGAGCGGCUGACAGCCCCAACACGGCCCCUUCUCGUCGACACUCGGCCGCCCGCCGUACACCUGUCGUUCCAUAUCAAGCAUAGUAUCAAUGUUGCAAUUCCGUCGCUCAUUCUGAAACGAUGUCGCAAACCUGGUGGAGGAUUCCAGUCCCUAGAUUCGCUGCGCCAGUUUAUCACCACGGAGGAGGGCAAAGAGGCCUGGGACGAGCUGAUGCGGCCUGGAGGAUCUUGGGACGGGGAUGUGGUCGUGUACGACGACGAGAUGGAUGAGAAAGACAGAGAGAAUAUGGCCAUCACAGCCUGGGCACUGCUUUCUGUGAUACAGCCACUGCUAAGCUACGGAAAUGUUGAUUAUCUCAUUGGCGGUAUCUCAUCCGCAGGACACCACCCCGAUCUUGAAACGCUUAUCGUCUCAGGUGGCGGCUUGGACUUCGGGGACGAACCGGCUAAGACAGGGUCAAAAGGCGGGGGUUUGUUUCAGCUUGUUACAAACAAACCUUUUUACACAAAGUCUUCGCUCGAGAUUAACCAGAAUUUUUCUUCCAUGUCGUCAACUCUGGCAGCUCCACCAUGCUCUCCCCUGCCUCUCAUGCCUAUGGCGUCCAAUUACAAGGCGUCCAAUGUGAAUGUCAUAGACGCCUCCCCGUCACCGCCUCCUUCACAAGCUGCUUUUCGUCGGCCACCUCCACCUCGACGGCCCAGCGUGCCCAAUCUUCGCCGUAUCGAUACAAAAUCUGCUGAACGGCUCAAUUUGUCCUUGCCUAAGCUGCAUGUACGCACAGUGCCCAUAAAGUCUGCCACACUCUCUGUCCCACCAACUUCCCUAUAUCCUCCAUCGCCUUCACACCUAAAUCUUGCGCAUUCAAACCAUACCCCACCUGUCUCAGCCCAUUGGGUGACGUCUCCUGCAUCGCCUCUGUCGUCAACUGAAAUUUUCUCGGCAUAUUUCACUCCACCACACACACCAGGCACACCAAAAGGGUUCUACAUGCCCCCUUCGCCACAUACUGCACGUCCGGACGACCAGCCACCUACUACUGAAGAACCGUUCCCACCAUUCACCGUGUCGACGAUAUUACCCAAUUUUUUGUACUUGGGACCGGAGCUGACAUCGCCUGAUCAUGUAAAGGAGCUGAGGGACCUCGGGGUACAGAGGAUUCUGAACAUCGCAGCCGAGUGCGAUGCUGAUGAUCACGGACUGCAUCUGAAGAACGAGUUCGACAGAUAUUUCAAAAUUCCGAUGAGGGAUACCGUUGAGGAGGAGAAUAUUGCCCAGGGUGUUAGGGAGGUUUGUGAAAUUCUGGAUGACGCCAGACUUCAUUCGUCACCAACGUAUGUGCACUGUAAAGCUGGCAAGUCUCGGUCAGUAACUGCCGUCAUGGCGUACCUGAUACAUGCAAACCACUGGACACUAUCGCGAGCGUAUUCGUUUGUGCUCGAGAGACGGAAAGGGAUCUCUCCCAACAUUGGAUUCGUCUCUGAAUUAAUGUCGUUUGAGGAAGAAGAGCUGGGAGGCAAGUCGGUGGGCGUACAGCCGCCAUCGGUCAAUGUGGACGGGAGCGAUGGGGAUGGAGGCGGGGGCGGGGGACACGUGAACUACGCGGUGGCUGCUGGGAACCGACGGGGCGGACAUGUGAGGGAGAGCUUACCGCCUGCGUUGCUGAGCGGGGAGCCCGGGCCAUUGAGCGCAGGCGGGAUGGAGAUGCGGGUAAUGGGUGACUCUGGACAGGAGGUGGAGAUCAAGGACGCGACGGGCCGGUAUCGGCAUGCGAGACGAGCGCCGGUGGAUGAGAACACGCUUCAACCAAUGCGGAGGGUCAGCAAGGCGGGCUUGGAGAGUUCAGUCAGCGUUUCAUAGCAGUCAGUGACUUAUCACUACUUAUUUAUUGUG
Messenger RNA from Guyanagaster necrorhizus, 2587 nucleotides. RefSeq lists its product as uncharacterized. The coding region runs from base 116 to 2554 and encodes 812 amino acids. Gene Ontology annotation, cellular component: cytoplasm. The transcript has 2 exons. Gene Ontology annotation, biological process: negative regulation of MAPK cascade; protein dephosphorylation. NCBI's taxonomy places the organism in Eukaryota, Fungi, Basidiomycota, Agaricomycetes, Agaricales, Physalacriaceae. Gene Ontology annotation, molecular function: phosphoprotein phosphatase activity. The record is from RefSeq and is a predicted model, not a curated record.